UUUCUGAUAUUGCUAUAUUUGACCAUAAAUGUGUUGUUUUAGGGAUGCAUUGUUGCUAAAUAGUAUUUUGUCAUCGAUGAAAGGUUUUCGUGUGGGAGGCGUUUCGGUGGUCUCGAGUGUAUCCGCAAACCAUUGAACUGUAGGUAGUGUUCAGGGAUUCCAAAUUUAGUUACACACUUACUGGUGUUGCAGUUGAACUUUUCUUAAUAGCAAACCAUUUUUUUCUUAAUAGUUCGAGUAAUUCGUUUGGUAAGGAAUUCGUGAGAUAACGAACUACUAAUCUAGCUCUAAAUAGAUAAUUGUUUUAUACCGAAUAUUUCAAACAAGUAAUGUAAUUAAUGUAGCCAUCUCAACCUAUGAAGCUCCUGCCUACUUAGUCCAUUCAUAAAAAGCAUUAUGUAAACGAAUGAAUGACAAGUGAUUUUGUCGUGAUAAAAAGGACUCACGGCGUUCUCGAAUUUUACCUAUGUGAAACUUUGCCUGAAUAAUCUCCUUUGUUGAUUUUGUGAAAUCAUAUUGGUAAUGUAUACAUACUUUGGCGAUAGGCUACAUUAUAAUGCUCUAUUAUAAUGCUCUACUUUUGGAGCGUUCGCGUAGGCUACCGCGCGCGUCAAAUCAAUGAUUUUUCGGAUCGGGAUUCAAUAAUGCAAUGUUGGCGACGGUCCAAUGUAUUGCGGAUGUAGCCCUCAUUGCCCUCUCGAGGCAGGCAGUGAUAUGGCUAAAGGUUACGGCGGAGCGAUAUGCUGUAGUCUACGACAAAGAGCUGCGAUAAAUCGGGAGGGAGAUCCCAUGAAUAGUGUUUGAGCCCUAUGUCACUAAUGGACGGAGUCAUUGUAUAAAACACGAAAUGUAACCCCAAAUAUAAAAAGCUAGCAAAGAGAAUCACUGAACACUUCACAGGAGAACAUGGAGAAGAAAAGGUGGGAAUGCUUGGCUCUCCCCAAGGGCUGGCAGAUCGAAGAAGUGACCAGAAAGUCGGGUUUGUCUGCGGGAAAAAGCGAUGUCUAUUAUUUUAGUCCAACCGGGAAGAAGUUUCGGAGCAAGCCUCAGCUGGCUCGUUACCUUGGCAACCAGAUGGACCUCGGCUCCUUCGACUUCCGCACGGGGAAGAUGCUCAUGAAUAAACUGAACAAGAACAGGCAGAGACUGCGCUAUGACAACAACAAUCAGACCAAGGGCAAGCCAGACCUGAACACAUCACUCCCCGUCAGACAGACUGCUUCCAUCUUUAAGCAACCUGUCACCAAGGUUACCAACCACCCCAACAACAAAGUCAAGACAGAUCCACAGAAAGCCGUCGACCAGCCGAGACAGCUUUUCUGGGAGAAGAAGCUUGGUGGUCUCGAUGCCUUUGACAUCGCAGAGGAGCUAGUGAAGACAAUGGACCUGCCUAAAGGUCUUCAAGGAGUUGGACCUGGAUGUACAGACAAGACUCUACUGUCAGCGAUAGCCAGUGCCCUGCACACCAGUGCAGCCCCCAUCACCGGUCAGCUGUCUGCAGCCGUGGAGAAGAACCCAGGGGUGUGGCUCAACACAUCGCAGCCCCUUUGCAAGGCCUUCAUUGUCACUGACGAGGACAUCAGGAAGCAGGAGGAGCUGGUGUACAGUGUGAGGAAGAAGCUGGAGGAGGCUCUAAUGGCGGACAUGUUGGCUCAUGUGGAGGAAGCAGCCAGCGAGGGCGACUCACUCGAGGAGGACAACGACGACAUGGAGACUGUAUAGCAGAGGGUGAUGGGGAGUUAGAGUAGUUUGGAUGGGUUUUUCAACACCUUAUCACAGGACCAUGAAACAGGAACCCUGUACCAAUCCAACCAAAAGAACUGCCCAUUUUCCACCUACUACCCCUCUGAAGCUCUACCUACCUACCACCCACCUCGCCCGCUGGUUGGGCUCUUCUGGCUCCAGUGUUAAGAAAGGACUUGGACUGAGCCAUUCUGAAUCAAAUCAUUUAGCUAAUAAUCAAUCUUUCUUUUGAAAAAGAGAGCAUCAAAUAACUUUUUGACAGCACAUAGUGAAAGGAGAGCGAUUUACAUACAGUAUGACAAAUUCAGUGUUCAAUGAUGUAGUUUUAUUUUUUACAAGACAUUGUAUGAAUUUUCUGAAUAUGAGUUAUAUGUUGUGACAAUCAUGUCACCCCCCCCCCAAAAACCUACUUUUUAAAUGUAUUUGGAGAUUUUCAAUUAGUAGUGAAUGCUGUUUUUCUUUCUGGGUUUCUAAUGCACUCCACGGGGAUCGAUGGACCAUAGUGUAAGGGCACUUUGGUACAGUUUAUAGGGCUAUGUGAGAGAGGCUUUGAUGAGAGGGAACAAUAUAGUUGCCCAAAUGAUGCACUCUAAAGCAUGUCUUAUAGUCACAGGACAGAGAAUUAGUGAAAAAUGAUUGAAUCGUGUUCUCAAGGAAAUAUCCUUGUCUUUGUAAUGUAGUCCAUUCAAACCCCUUACCAAGUAUUGACCAAAGAUGGUUCAUGUCAUUUUUGGAAAGUCUUACAGUAUUCUACUGUAGUUCUUUUGUUAUAGCAUCAAAUUCAGCUUCUCAAUAGCUAGUGAUGUUUCCACAUGACACUGAGUUAUGAGUGAAGUCAUACUGUACAUUGUUAAAAUGGGUACAAUGGUGUAGAAGUGACUUGGACCCUUCUCUCCUGCAUUGUGUAGAUUUGAUUCAUUUUAACACUCAUUGUGCUCACUGAAGUUGUUGGUUUAACGUUGCUGUUUCUAGCCAAUGCAUGUUUGUCCCAUGGCCAUGCUUUUUUAAAUGUUUCCAAUAAUGGGUCAAAGCCAUCACAACACUUGCUGCCUCCAUUAUCUUGUGCACUGGGUGCCAGACAGAGUAAACUAAGCAGAUUUUGUUUGAAUAAAGAUUAAGGGCUGGACUCAAUCUGUAUCGUGGAAGAUCUGUGUUAAAUUUGAAGGUAAUUUUUCGACAUUCCGUCGACAUAUGCAGCGUUUACCGUGAAUGUAGUCUUUUAAAUGCCUUUUUGGGCCGGCAGGUAGCCUAGUGGUUAGAGCGUUGGCCCAGUAACCGAAAGGUUGCUGGAUCGAAUCCCCAAGCUGACAAGGUAAGAAUCUGUCAUUCUGCCCCUGGACAAGGCAGUGAACCCACUGAACCCAUAAGGCAGUGAGCCCACCUAGGCCUUCAUUGUAAAUUAAGAAUUUGUUCUUUAACUGAUUUGCCUAGAUAAAUAAAGAUUAGGGUUUAUUUUAUUAUGUUUUUUUUAAAUAUUGAGCUAUAGCGUGGAUUUUCCACAAUGUAGAUUAAAUCCAGCCCAAAGAUUCUCAGUGUUGAGAAAACGAAUUGCGCUUUGUACAUAUACCCACAAAGUUUGAUAUAUGUUUGAAUUGUCAAGCUCAAUGAGAUCCCUAUCCAACAUCAGCAGGCUGAACUGAAUUUUAUGUUACUGAAUAAAAUGUAUCGGUAUAUCAACAGAA
Salvelinus fontinalis (brook trout) is the source of this 3425-nucleotide messenger RNA. Its product is annotated as methyl-CpG-binding domain protein 3-like. The record is from RefSeq and is a predicted model, not a curated record. The transcript is spliced from 7 exons. Gene Ontology annotation, molecular function: DNA binding. Bases 907 to 1722 code for a protein of 271 amino acids. NCBI's taxonomy places the organism in Eukaryota, Metazoa, Chordata, Actinopteri, Salmoniformes, Salmonidae.